Molecule: messenger RNA, 5838 nt
Organism: Schistosoma rodhaini
Lineage: Eukaryota; Metazoa; Platyhelminthes; Trematoda; Strigeidida; Schistosomatidae
Source: the annotation of a GenBank genome assembly
AGAAAAAGUGAGCAGAUGACUUUGCGAGCACCUAAGAUGCAAUCGAGUUUGAAAACAAAAGUACUUGACAACAGUUAGCAAUAACACAGACUUGAGAUUAAAACAAUUAGAUAACGGAUACUUUGUAAUGGGUUUACAGCACUGAAGUUUAUAGGUUGUCUUUACCAACGCAACAUUGGUCACACAGCUCCUUGACCUUCAAAUGCUCAGUCAACUCCACACGAGUGUCGCGGACACAAGCAGUUUCCGAGGCUUAAGUGGGACGGGGGUUAAGUCUUUUGUAUACUUUAUGGGCGUAAAUGAAUUUAUACGUAACCGUAUUUAUAUAUAUAUAUAUAUUUCGGGAAGCCCAUGGUCACUAUAAAAGACCUACACGUAAUAGAAUUCGAAGUUUUUGCCACAACAAAAGUAUCGUUAAAGUUUCUCUGGCUAAACUAGUUGUAAAGGCCUGGAGAUCAGAAGUCGACUUUACAGUAGGUUAAUGAACUGGGAUGUAAAGAUCCGGUUCGUCAUCUAGUGCCCUUUUUUGGUAAUUUAUGGUGCUUACAAUUUUCAAAACCUUUCUGAUAUAAGUGCUAUCAAAAUUUGUGAAAUAUAUGGGUUGUCUAAAUAAAGUAAGACCAGUUAAAUCUAAUUUCCUGUUAUAUACUUUACUGGUAACUCCUUAAAAACAAGUUCUCUAAUCCCUCAUAACUCGAGCCAAGCGAUCCAAGGCUCGUCUAUAAAAUCAGAAACAAAUUUUUGUAUGACAAAGCAAUCUCUUCUCUUCGGAUGUAGACGCUCAAAAUACUUUGCUUUUUACAAAAUCUGAGACAUUGCUGUUCAUGGUGUUCGUUCUUCGAUUUCAUCCCAUAAAGUGGUAGAACAAAAGUGUUUGCCUUUGCACUUAUUUACUUCAUAUAUUUCUUUUUAAAGCAAUGUGUAACUUAUUAGCUUCCUAAAUAGGACCUAGAAACAGUACUCCGCAUUGAUUGCGUUGUGCUAGAUGCAUCACCCCGACAGAAGAUCUACACUUACGUAUGUUUGCAUCUAAUUUCGUCAAGCCCUUCAAACUAACUUUUUUAACUAACAGUGCCAUCCAAAGUUACAAUUUGUAUAUGUUUGUUUUAUUACUAUAUCUGUAUGCUUAACCACAUGUUACAGCCUACUCACAUCGCUCUUGCUAGCUAAAAUAUCAGUUGCUUAAAUCUCUCGAUGAAUCAUUCGUCUUCCUACAUAUUUGCACUUAAACCUUAUUAAUUCAUUCAACUCCCAAUUCACUUUUGUAUUUACUUGCUCGCUAGCGCUAGCGUUUCUGCUCAGAACCGCUUUGUGUACUUGUGGCUUGGUGAUAUUCUCUGUUCAAUGACAAAUUGUAGUUGACGCUUCGUAUUGUCUAUUGUAACUUGUACACCGUCGCGAUUUAUUCAAGAACGGUUAUCGAGAAAAUUGAUAUAUAAAGCCUUAAGAAUUGUGUCAAAGAUAAUCCACUACAAGUUCUACUAUUCGGUGGUAAGUAGGCUCACCCAAAUCACCAUUUACUGGUAAUCAACGUCCAUUCAAAGUACUUAUAAAGAAUAGUGGGAACUUGUCUGGACUCUUGCUAUGGUUGACCAGUGAAAAUAGUCAGGAGGACCGUUUGCCUGGGAGCCUUUGUGAAUGUUACUAGUGGCUUGGCAAAUGGGAUCACACUCAUUCCCAAUAAUAUAAAUAGUCCCGAGGUACAAAGUCGUGUUUAAACAUACUAAUCAGGCUACUCCAAUCGUUACAACUACCAAAUAGUAUUCACUAAAAAUGAUAACUCCGUUUUAGAUUCUAAUUUUAUCCAUAUAUCUUUGUUGGAUGGUUACAAAAGUUCAUGUAGUGGAUUUUUAGCUUAGUGUCCCUCUUAUCAGCAGAUGUUGGCAUAUUAUCUCAAUCCAAUAAUUCAAGUGUCACUUUACUUCUAUGGGAAUAUGGUUUGCACAAAAUAUCUGAGGGUGCUUAGUUUUUUAAUACCAGCUUAAACUAAGUUUCCAUUGAUAACUUUCUGUAUUAAGUACACUCUGAUUGCCAUUCCAAAGCUGCACAAAUAUACAAAUGUUUUUUUAAACCCAAAACUGGUCCAUGUAAAUUGAUUUAGUGUAAUUGUCAGCAAAAAAUCUGUUCGUAAUAGUCAGGAGCAGUUAAUCACCGAUAAAAAUACACUAGUCCAAGAAUCUAGUCAUCCUAACUGUUACUAUCAAGCAACUAUUAUUAGAAAGAUGGAUGUCGUUCUGCUGCAUAUUUAUGGCAGCUUCAAAGUGAGGUCAUUCACGCCAAUUCCUUACCUACGUUACUACCAGAAAUUCUUUCGAAAAGUCACACUAACUUUUCCAUUCACCUGCUUUAGGAGUUCAUAAGUAGGUUCUUAGCGCUGGUGUUUUCUAAUAUAUUUAAUUUUUGGUUUUAAUUUAAACUUUUAUUCAAAGCAAGUUAGUAAGUUUUCCGUCCCUAUUUACUUAGUAUUCGGUACUAGCAACGUAACUGGUCAGUGAUUCGUUUUUUACAGUUCUGAUCAAAAUAAGUGAAUCAUUUAUUUUCCACUUGUGGUUUUAGACAGUCAAAGCUAUUACGACGAUCCUGCAAACAACUCUAAAGAUGGGUAAACAAAAAGCCAAAAAAAUUGAAGACACAAGUCUUAAAGAUAAUCCUAAUGACUCCACAUUUGAAACAGGAAAAUCACCUAAAACACCGAAAAUAGAUGCACAUAAGCACCAUAAUGAAGUCAAACCUGUCAAUCACAAUGACCACAACGCAUCUCUGUCAUCUAAUAAAAUCAAACAAAAAAAUGAAGCAGUUAUUGUAAAAGGGUCUAAAAAAGAUAAAAAGCUUAAACGGAAGCACAGUCUCUCUGAUGCUCGGAGUGAUAAUACUAUUCUUGAUAGUACUGGGCUCAAGUCUGAAAUGAAAAAGGAAAGUGCAUCAGAAUCACCGCUAAAAAAGAAGAAACAUAAUUCUACGUCUAAUGGUCGGAACGAAUGUGAUUUAAAUAACAAAAUUGCUUGUUAUGGAGUUGAAACACUUCGGCUCAAAACAAAUAACAAAGAAACUUCUUUGGAAGACAAAAUACAGAACCUUUGUUCUGUGUUGGAUGUUCAUCCUAAGAGCACCUCUGAUGACCAGAAAGCACCAGAAAGAUCUAAGGAAGCCAAACUCAGAAAAAAUAAAGCUGUAAAUAAGUCAAAAAGAAGGAAAAUAAAAGAGAACGUUUCCUCGUUAGGAAUUCAAAGCCAAGGUAUUUCUUCUGACCAAACAGUAUCCAAUACAUCUAAUGAAAGUAAGUUACUAGAUGAUAUAAAAGUAUCGUGUAACUCAUCGAAACCCAAAAAGUGCAAACAGAAUGCUCCGCGCAAGAUUGAAAAUGGAAAGUGGUAUCACGAAUUUCAACUUUCUAAUGACGAAGAAUAUUUCACGAGUGAUGAAAGUUCUAUUGAAGUAGACAACUCACAAAGCCGAAGUCUCCAACGUCAACAUAGACGACUGUCUAAUGAACGUUUAUCAAGAACUAUAUUCGUUGGCAAUUUACCAUUGAAUAUUACCAAAAAAAGAAUAGAAGCUCUAUUUAAUAAUGUGCUCAAAAAUAAUAAAAUUUCAUCUUCAGAUUGCUGUGUAGAAUCUGUCAGAUUUCGUGGUGUCAUUCCAGUUACUGGCGGUACUAGUAGAUUAGCACGAAAACGUGCUGCUAUCACGGGUGAAUUUUCAGGUGUUUCCAAAUUUCGUAUGGGUUAUGUUGUUCUAACAACAAAGAUCGGUAUACCGAUUGUACUUUCGUUAAAUGGAUGCUGUUUAAAUUCGAAUGGUUUUAUUGCGAAUCCGGAAGAAUCAAUAAAUGUAAUUGAUGAUAAAACUGAAUCUACUAAUAAUAGUAGUAGUAAUAAUAAUACUAAUGACGUAUAUCAUAUUCGAGUUGACAAAGCAACUGAUAAUGACAAAACACAUUGUAAACUAGAUAAUUGUGUUUUUGUGGGCAAUCUGCCAUUCGAUUGUACUGAAGAAGAGAUUUACAGUACUUUGUCUACAUUAGGCUCAAUUGAAAGUGUUCGUCUAAUACGUGAUUCUCAAACUGGUGCUGUACGUGGAUUCGGUUAUGUAACAUACAACGAUCCAUCGAUUAUACCAUUAGCUAUACGUUCAUCGAAUACACUGAGUAUACGUGGGAGACAAAUAAGAAUUAUGGAGUAUAAAGUGAAGAAAAUUAAAAAUAAAGAAGGCUAUCAACAGACUAAAUUUCAUCAUCAUCGUCAUGAUAGAUUUAAUAAAAUAUUCAAUACUGAUCCGAAGAAAAAGGACAAACGAGAAAAAAAAGCAGUGAAGAAGGAAAAGAUGAAGGAAAAACACCCAGUCAAAUUAACUCAUAGCAACACUGAUGAUAGAAAUAGUAGAAAGAUGUCAAAAAAUGAUAAAAUGCUUUCUAAGAAAAAACAAAGAAAAAAAUUGAAUAAUAUAAAAAUAAACGAAAAAUAAACUGGUUGGAAACUACGAAAUUAAUAAUGUGAAUGUGUAUAUGUAUAUUUAAAAUAUAAUUUAAAUCACAAAUUAUAUCAUGUACAUAAUGUAAUGAUGCAUAUUGCGUCAAAUAAAUAACUGAUUGUAAUUAAACUUUGUAUAUGUGGAUUUAGAAUUCACCAUUCAAUAUAUAUAUUGUUCGCACUUCCGAAAUCAGUCAGUUAGCGAUGUAGAGUGACUGUGGCUAACUUUGUCAAUUUCUAAUACAGACCAAGUAUCUACGAUCGUUUCUACCUUGCCACAAGAAAGGGAAAACUUGUUUUGAAUUUCAUGUGGGGUCGUAUUCGUGAAUAGUUUCACUUUUAGACAAGAUUGAUAUUUAUUGCCCCAACCUGUUAUCAAUGGCUCUUUAGUCAAUCUUAGCCCAUAGAGAAAUUUGUAUCCAAAAUUACGGCAACAUAAUCACAAUCUGAUUUUAUUAUUGAAUAUUCUUCGAUAUUUUAAAUUUGAUUGAUCUCACGCCUCGAAGUUUGCCAUAAAUCAACAAUGAAUUAAUCAACGCUGUAAAUGGUGCACUGUUGAAUUCCGAUCAAAAUUUCUACUUAAUCUUCAGAAUUAUUCUUAUGAUUAGUUUAAUACAUUUAUUUUAAAUAUCCAUGUUCAAGUAAAAUCGAAAACAUAAAUUUUGUUAUUGGAAACGAUCUGAGAUCUCGAAUAUAUUCCAUGAAAAUGUCGAAUCGUUAAAGCAGGAUAAACAACCUAUAUUUGAAUAUUGCUUAGGCUAAUAUGUUUAGUGGUGGCAAUUUUUUAUGUCAUUACUACUCUUCCAGAUAUGACAUUAAUGUCUUAUCGUGCAUAUAAAGAAGGAAUAAAACGUCAUCGUAAUAUACACAAAUGAAUCAAUCUAGCAAAACUUCGUGGUUGAAAAGUUCGACUUUCCAAUCUAACCAUUUUACAGCAUUAAGUAUUACAUGUGUCGAUACCAAGGUUUAACUUCAAAAAUUUCAAGUGAUUUGAGCAUUGGGUGUAAAGUUAGUAACGAAAUAUUAUAUUUGUAAUAUCGUAACUGAUAGAAAUUUGGAUUUCUGACGUAUUUAUGUACUUUGAAGAAAUGGCUCACACUACGUCAAGAGACUACAAAUAUCUUACUUUAUUGGUACGAAGUGUGAUUUUGAUGGAGGUCACGUAACGAAGUGAAUGUUAACAGUAACUUCACAUGAUAUUACUCUUAUACUAGGUCUUGGUAUCCAACACUAUCUUUUGUUUAUGGGGAGAUAUAUACCUGAUAGUAUGGUAUACUAGCUGGUAACCGGUUAAAUGUGUUUGGAGAAGUUAUUAGCAUGGUAUUAUGAAGCAUUUUACAAUUGAGGAACAUAUGGAACUCAAAACAAC